Molecule: messenger RNA, 3029 nt
Organism: Eriocheir sinensis (Chinese mitten crab)
Lineage: Eukaryota; Metazoa; Arthropoda; Malacostraca; Decapoda; Varunidae
Product: DNA mismatch repair protein Msh3-like
Biological process (GO): mismatch repair; mitotic recombination
Cellular component (GO): nucleus
Molecular function (GO): ATP binding; mismatched DNA binding; ATP-dependent DNA damage sensor activity
Source: RefSeq, a predicted model, not a curated record
AUGGGGACGUGUCGGGAGGGACCAAUGGCCGCUAUGCUCCUGGUGCUGAGUGAAGCCAUCCAGCCCAGCACGGGGGACAUCAUUUAUGACACGUUCGAGGACUCCAAGACAAGGACAGAGCUGUUGAACCGUCUGGACCACCUGCAGCCCGUGGAAGCCGUUGUGUCACCCAGCACCUCGGAGCUCACCACUACCACCAUCACCACAUCAGCCACCAAGAAUGACGACUGCAUCCGAAUUGAGCGCCUGGACGAGAGCAAGUUUGACUACAGCAACUCACUCAAGCUCAUCGUGACCCUGUUUGAAGACGAGGAGGAGAAGGUGAAGCACAUCUCCUGUCUUCCGUCCAGUGUGGUUGGCUGUCUCGGUGCCACGCUGCAGUACCUAGCCGAGUUCAAGCUCGAUGGCAUUGUGAAGAUGGCCGGGUCCAUCGAGAAAUACAGCUCCAGCCGUCACCACAUGCGCCUCUCGGGGGCCACACUGCGUAACCUGGAGGUGCUGGCCAACGCAUCAGACGGGGGCACCAAGGGCAGCCUCUUCUGGGCCCUGGACAACACACAGACAAAGUUUGGGUCCAGGUUGUUGAGGCGGUGGGUCACACAGCCUCUGCUGGAAGCGGGAGAGAUCAAGGAGCGGCAAGACAUGGUGGAGGAGAUGAUGACCUCAGACGCCCCAGUGCUGGUAAAGCUGAAGUCUGCCCUCUACAAGCUGCCAGACUUUGAGAGGGCCAUCACCACCAUUUUCCAUAAGAAGUGCAGCCCCCAUGAGUUCUGGCUGGCAGUGCAAGGCCUCAGCCGCCUCCACUCCGAGCUGUCAAGAGUUGGAGGGAACGUGAGACAGUCUCACCUCCCUGCCUCGUGGAGCUCCUCCGGACGUAUGGAUGGGCUCAACGUCGAGGCCUACGCAGCUAAUAUUAACGAGGCCAGUGCAAAAGAAGGCAAGAAAACUACACUUCUGAGGGAUUUCUCAGAGUACCCAAAUGUUAUAGCGAGGCAGCAGGAAAUAGCAGAUAUGGAGCAGAAGCUGAAUGGUCUUAUUCCGGAUAUUGCAAGGACCCUUGGAGUUCCUGCCUUCAAAUACACAACAGUGUCUGGCCUCGAACUCAUUGAAGUCACCAACUCACGCCUCAAAGCUGUCCCCAAAAACUGGUCUAAGAUAAGCUCGACAAAAGCAGUCAGCAGGUUUCGGUCUCCUGAGAUAGAGAAACACUUCCAGAGGCUACAGCAGCUGAGGGAGCAACUGCAGAUGGACUGUCAUGAGGCAUGGAUAAAGGUACUGGAAUCAUUCUCCAGCCACUACCAUCGCCACCGCCAGGCUGUGAGGUCCCUUGCUACCCUGGAUGCCCUGGUGUCCCUCGCUGCUGUGGCCAAAGCUCAGGGCUACUGCCGACCCACUCUGUCAGAAAAGGGGAGUGGCGGGGCGAUGCUGAAGAUUGUGCAGGGCCGUCACCCGGUGGUUUGUCAGAUUCAGACAGGGGACUAGCAGUAUGUAGCCAACGACACCAACAUGGAGGUUGAUGGGGAGCGCGUGAUGCUUGUAACAGGGCCAAACAUGGGUGGCAAGUCAUGCUACAUGCGGCAGGUGGCCCUCAUCGCCCUAAUGGCCCAGAUGGGAAGCUUUGUGCCAGCCGAGUCAGUUGACAUGACCAUUCUGGAUGGCAUCUAUACAAGGAUGGGCGCUGCAGACGAGAUCUUCUCUGGACGCAGUACAUUCAUGGUGGAGGUUGGGGAGACAGCUGACAUAAUGCGAGAGGCCACCAAGGACUCUCUGGUGAUCCUGGAUGAGCUUGGCCGCGGCACCUCAACACAUGACGGUGUAGCAGUGGCCAUGGCAGUCCUGGACCACUUCCUUAACCGUGUUGGCUGCCUCACCAUCUUUGUCACCCACUACCUCCCCCUCACCGACUUUGGCCGCAUCUACCCAUCACAAGUGGGCAACUACCACAUGGCAUUUAUUGUGAAUGAUGAAGAAGAGAACAAUGGAGUAGAGGCUGUGACCUUCCUGUAUCAGCUGACCUCAGGGAGUGCCGGCCAGAGCUAUGGCCUCAAUGUGGCCCGCCUGGCCGAGGUGCCCCAGCCCAUCCUCGUCCGGGCCUCCGAGAAGUCAAGUGAACUGGAGAAAACUUGCAUUUCUAAGAGGAAAAGAAUAGAGCUCUUCCAGGAGUUAAUGACGACCAAAGACACUGAGGAACUGCGGCAGCAGCUGACAGUACUGAAAAAUAUGAAUGAGGGAAUAGAUAGUGGAGUGGAGAGUGGAUAGUGGAGUGUCUUAAGUUUCUCCCUCUAACUUCAGCAAGACUGAAGUGUUUAAAAAGUACAAGUGAAAGGUGGUAGGGGGCUCAGUGAGAUUAGGUAAGGGAAGCUGAAAGUGGGAGAUACUUAAGGGUAAUAUUGUAGGAGGAACUGAAGAGGCAAGAGUAUUGUAAGGGGAAAUAAACUGUACAUAAAAUCAACUCAUGGGUAAAUAGAUAUUGUAGUGGGAGUUAGCUUGACAUGAACAAAUGAAGAAGGACUUUUUUGUGGCCAUCUUAUGUAAGGAAUUAAAUCUAGUAGACAACAAAGUAGAUCAGAGGAAGUAAAGGUGUCGGUGAAGAAUAAAACCAUUCAGGGAAUUUUGGGAUGCCUAGCUGAAUCAUCAUGAAAAAUUCUGAAUCCAUAAUUUUACCAUGAGAAUCUUCCCUAGUAGACUUAAAGUAACUACAAGCCAUUAAUUUCAAUUCACAAUAGUUAUCAAUGGGACAUUUUGUUGGUCAAUUGGAGACAUUAGUCAUUUUUACUUUGUGUAUCCACUUUUUUGGUCUCUCUCUCUCUCUCUCUCUCUCUCCCCAAAAAUGUCAUCAUUACAUUAUAUACCAUCAUUUUCAUUAUCACUGCCAUCAUUAGUUUCACUUCACAUCAUUAACCAAGUGGUGGAAAUCUCUCUCUGGUGUGUUGUAGUUUGUCUUCAUGGCAUGCUGUGUUUUGUGGAAUGAAUUCAUGUACUAAUAAUUGCAGACUGAUGAUUACUAGUGCAAGGGUUACAGUUUGUUU